AUGUCUGACGACUGGAACCCCUCUGAAGACCCCAAGCCCCAGAUUGAAGCCGACUGUGCUGAGGGUCACCAUUGCCACAGCCUAAAGGCAAAACUCGACGCGUGUACUGCACGAGUGGAAGGCGGGGAUGCUGGAGAAGAGACCUGCGUUGAAGAGUUCUUUGACUUGAUGGAGUGCGUCAACCACUGCGCUGCGGACAAACUCUUUGCAAAGAUGAAGUUACUACCAGAAGUUAAUGGAAACCAUCUUGUGCUCACAGAUUUCAUAAGUUACUUUUGUGUAUAUCCAGUGGCUCUGCAACAGCAAAAGCGGAACGUCGGACCACCCAAAUGGCCGACUUUGAUAUCCCAACCUGUUUGUCAGCGUUCGAUUUUCGAAAACACUUUUGAUCGACUGAAUAGUUUUAUUCAUAUAAUCGACGAACAGACGAACAGAUCUGUGGUCAAGCGACAAGCAAGGAUUAUGACGGGGACUAUGCGAGCAGUAGUUGUCAAAAAGCCAGGCAAUGCAUCCGGGCUGGCGAUCGAUACCGUUCCCAAACCGAGUCCAAAGGACGAUGAGCUACUAGUGAAGAUCCACUCUUUUGCUUUGAACAGAAUGGACAUUCUCCAGCGGGACCAGCAUUACCCCGUUCCAAAGGGGGCGUCUGAUAUCCUCGGGGUGGAAUUUGCGGGUGUUGUGGAGGAAGUUGGUCCAAAGGUGGAGAGGUACAAGAAGGGGGAUAGGGUUUUUGGACUCGUCUAUGGGGGUGCCUACGCAGAGUAUGUGACAAUUUCGGAACACAUGGCAAUGUCCAUUCCGGAACAGUUUACCUUUCAACAAGCGACUGCCAUUCCUGAGGUUUGGUUCACGGCAUAUCAGGCUUUGUUUCUGAUCAACGAUCUCAAAGAAGGCGAGGAUGUCCUCAUCCAUGCUGGAGCCAGUGGUGUGGGGUUAUCUGCUAUUCAACUUGCCAAAAAGGCCAAGGCAAAACACAUCAUUGUAACAGCCGGACACGAAGACAAGCUCGCAUUCUGCAAAUCCCUCGGAGCAACCGACGGUGUCAAUUACAAAAAAGAAGACUUUCAACAAAAGGUGCAAGAAAUCACAAACGGAAAGGGUGUCAAUGCCAUUGUAGACUUUAUCGGAGCGGGGUACUGGGAUAAAAACCUGGCUUCUUUGGCAGUGGAUGGGCGUAUGGUCCUCUUGGCUUUCUUGCAAGGCGCUGUCCUCGAAAAGUCCAAUAUGGCACCUAUCCUUCUCAAACGACUCAAGAUUCAAGGAUCCACGCUUCGCUCCCGUUCACUAGAAUACCAAAUCGCUCUGCGAAACCAUAUUGAAAAAGAGGUCCUACCGGGCCUUGUCGAUGGAAGUUUGAAAUUGAUUAUUGAUAAGGAAUUUGGAUGGGAGGACAUUGCUGAGGCUCAUAGGUACAUGGAAAGUAAUCAGAGUAUGGGGAAAAUCGUUGUAAAUGUCACCAAGUGAGGGCAUUUUAUGCACUGAUAUCAUAAAUCUGCUAGGCAGAUAGUUAGGAUCUUGCAGUGUUAGGCAGCAUUUACCAGCCAACAGAGUAUAUAUACGAGGCUUGGACAAAAAAGCAGAAAACAAGAAACUAAACACAACUUGGUAGAUCAAAGAACAAUAUAUACAUCAGACCAGAAUGCAAUCGAUACAUGGCGUCCC
Messenger RNA from Spizellomyces punctatus DAOM BR117, 1662 nucleotides. RefSeq lists its product as uncharacterized. The transcript has 18 exons. NCBI's taxonomy places the organism in Eukaryota, Fungi, Chytridiomycota, Chytridiomycetes, Spizellomycetales, Spizellomycetaceae. The record is from RefSeq and is a predicted model, not a curated record. Gene Ontology annotation, molecular function: oxidoreductase activity. The coding region runs from base 1 to 1464 and encodes 487 amino acids.